CACAUGACGCGCUGGCUCAUCUGGCUCUUUGACAUUAGCCUUGCGGGUAUUUUACCGCUUGAGGGGAUUAAACACAUCUCCUCAAGGAUAUAAUUUAUUAAUUCCUUUUACUUGUAUGUUAAUUGACGUAAAAGUUACUACAGCAGGAGUGCAGGUCAUUGAGUCUACUCCAAUCAGCUGAGUCGUACGUUGCGCGUCCCCUCACACUGGCCCCAUUGCCGGUGUACGUGCGGAAUGAGUCGGCGCCGCAGCCUGUAGAUAUCUGUGGGCAGAAGUGCCUGCGUGUAUGAUGACGUAGAGGGGGUCGUGGAAAGAGGACUGCUCUGAGAAAUCGUGAGAACAACAAGACUUUCAUUUUUUGACAGUAAACGAAACGACACAUUUGGAUUAUAACUCGACCGCUAUUGUAUAUCGCUUGAUGGACAAGACGAGCAUGUCACAAGCAGGGCAGAGAGAGAAAACUUUCCUCCGGCAGUGUAUUCAGGCCCGCGCCCAGUUAGAAGAGGCCAUUGCCGGGGUCAUGAAAGCUGAAGUUCAGCUGAAGAGCAACUCCAGAGAGGUGAAGUCUCAGCUGCACAGCUGCAUCAGUAGACAUCUGGAGAUCCUGCGCUCUCGUGAGGUCUGGCUGCUGGAGCAGGUUGAUCUGGUGGAGCAGCUCAAAGGAGAAGCUUUGCAACAACAGCUACAGCAGCUUCACUUGCUCAAGGGCCAGUUUGACAUCCUCAUUCAUCAAAUGGAAAGUUCAAAGAGUAACAGUCCUGCCACCCAGCUCACCAACUGCCUGGAAAAGCUUUCUUCUCUGAAUCUGACUCCUGAUGAUACCCCAGAGAUGAGCUUCCAAGCAGAUGUCUGCGACUUGCGCAAGGCUAUCACAUCCUUUGGGACCAUUUCCACACAGCAGGAGAUGUCACAGGCCACCAACUCUUUUGAGAGAUCAUGUUUUCUCCAGGACUGCCCAGUUUCUGUUAAGAGACAGAAAUUAGAUGCUGAAUGGGCCACACCUUUGGCUGAGUGGUUGUUAGGGAACCGCCCGGUAACCAGUCCUCCUGUAGGACACCAGUUUAGCAAGAACCCCCAGGAUUGGCUGCUUGCUUCUGAGGACUCUAAGGAGGAUCAAAAGGUACCCUCCUUUGACUUCCAGAAAGCUUGGGGUCAGCUCCAAGACCUAGAGUCAUGGCUCGUGAAGGAGAAAUCACCCGUUCGUGAGCGAACCUGCAGCGGCAGCUCCACCUUCUCCAUUGAGAUGAUCGAGGAAAGCGACUUAAAUCUGGAUGAUGUUGAAGAGGAGGUCCAGCAGGAAAAGGGUGCAGAGGAAGAACCCCUUGACAAAUGGCUCGUCACCCCGAGUAAACAACAUAAGACCAGCCAAGUCUCCGAUGAUGAACAGCGCUUCAAACAGAUCAUCAAACCCUUCUACGAAAGCUUUUCCACCUCCGAUUGGCUCCAGAAGUCCGACUGCGGCUCGUGCCGGUCCACGCGCGUCGCUGCUGUAGAAAUCGAGAACCUUGGGAAUCUCAAGUGCCUAAAGACUCCUCCUCCAACCGCUACCUCCACCCCGACCACCAACCCAGAGUCGGUGGAGAUGUGGCUUCAGAAGACCAUCCCUCUUGAGACCCACUGCAAAGCCAACGAGACCUGUGCCAGCUAUGCUCAAUGUGUGUGCGAUGACAGCUGUGGAAAAGAGGCCCUGAGCGCUUGGCUCCUCAAGAAAGAAGGCCGAGAUAAGAACGGCGUACCUGUCAAUAAGAACACCACAAACAAAGCUUCCUGUCACCAGCAGGAGCAGGAACAGAAGGUUCAGGCCAUCCUUGAGGCCUGGCUACAUCCAAGCAACAGUGCCAAGACUCCUGUCCUGCCCGACCUGUCAGCCUGGAUGACCCCGCACAUCAAAGACCCAGAGAGCUCCCCCAUGAAGCCUUUGCAUAGUGAUAAUUGGCUUUUGCCAGCAAAGAAGAUACCAAGCAAGCCAGAGAGUGAGAAUGUGAAAGAGCGAGACGGCGAAGAGGACAAAUGGCUUCUACGCAAGCGGGUGAAUGCACAGGAAAGACUUGGUCUGCCCAUAGUAUGUGAUCUAUUUUCCUGUAUGAAGCUUGGUGGGGACAGAGAGAAGUGGCUACAUCAAGCAUCCACACAGAUAUGAACACACCAUUGCUUUUUUUUCCGUUUCCUGUUUAAUGGCUGAUUGUUGCACAAUAUUUGACUCCUUAUGCAUCUCAUCUCUCUGAUUUGUUCUUUCUGGAGACUGAUAGAAAGUGAUGUGAGCCAGAGGUCUUGUCUAAUACAAGGAGGAUUUUAUGCUGGGAAUUUUCUGUCAUUUUGCUUGUUAUUGGCAGAAUACAGUCAAUUCAGGUGAUGCUGUGGUGACCAAUGUGUUAUUGCAAUUCGCUAGUGUGAUAUAAAAAUCGUAAGAAAUGGACCAGAUUGGGACAUACAAAACAGAAUUAUUCUUUUUUUCCCAAUGGGGCAUUUUGGGAGGGGCUUGGAAAGUAACAAAAUAAAUCUAUAUUUUAAUCACGCACAGUUAUAACAGCUUUUGUAUUCAUGUUUUAAAACUCACCACCUGCACAUACGGAGGAAGAUGUACUCUACAGCAUUGAGUGCUUUCCUCAUCCAUAACACCUCUGAAAAUAUGAAUUUUUAUGUAUAGUUUCUUUGUUGGUUUUCCGAUGCAGUUGAUUUUACGCUUUUAGGGGUGGUUUCCCAGACAGGGAUUAUUUUAAACCAGGACUAGGUCCAAGUUAAAUUAGGAGUUUUCUACAAACAUGUCUUACAAAAAACAUUACUUGUGUGCAUUUUGAGAAAACAAAGUGGCACUGAUGUGUUUUCUAGUCGGUGCAAGUUGUUUUCAGUCUGGACAGCUCUAAAAUUUAUUUUAGUCUAGGUCUAGUAUUAAUCCCUGUCCAGGAAACCGUCCCUUAAAGUUGAUUCACCAAUAGAAACCAGCUAAAUAUAGCGUAACAUGCAGUUGUCAGUGGCACUGGUGUUUACAGGCCAAACGUGACUCAGUGCAGCAGAUUUGUUUUGAAAGGAAAGUCUUUCUGCUAAAUCUGCAUUUGAAACCUCAAUACUCUGAUAUUUUGUGCCUGACAUUGAAUGUGUAGCAAUGCUUGUAAUCAGUCCACCUUCACCGUUUGUGAGCAAGAACAUUUCAUCUUAGUUUGCCUAUUUCUAAUGCGUAAUGGGCAGCGUGCCGUAUUGUAUGUUUGCUGUGUGGGUUUUCUGUGUUAGGCAGAUAUGUACCAUAUGUUCACCAUAUACCACUAUAGUCCGUAUUAAAUUGCACCCGUUGCAAAAUAACCAGUGAUAUAGCUUGGAUGUGUCUCUGAACACUGUUCACAUGUGAAGCGUUUCUGUGCACGGUAGGAGCAAAGGCUACUGGAAAAUCUAAAGCUGUAUUAAAGAUUAACAUGAUGCUUCGUGCUGACAGAAAAUUGCAAAUCAUCUAUAAUUUUGUCAUUUCAUGUACCAGGUUUUCACUUAGUAAAGGAUUUGCUAUAAAAUGCACAUUUAACAAUUAAAAAAUACUGAAAUCAUCUGCACAAUAUUUUAAAUAUUAUUUUCUUUUAACCUGCUGGUUAAUUCGGGACUGCAGCAUUGAUUACAUGUAUUCCUCAUAUAAAUAUUGUUUUCAUGAGCUCUGUCUAAUGCUAUGAUCUCUGUUAACAAACUCUUAAUAAAUAAAAUAUA
Molecule: messenger RNA, 3687 nt
Organism: Triplophysa rosa
Lineage: Eukaryota; Metazoa; Chordata; Actinopteri; Cypriniformes; Nemacheilidae
Gene: ncoa4
Product: nuclear receptor coactivator 4
Exons: 11
Coding region: 419-2140 (573 amino acids)
Biological process (GO): response to hormone; intracellular iron ion homeostasis
Molecular function (GO): transcription coactivator activity
Source: RefSeq, a predicted model, not a curated record